GAACAGAAGCUGCAGCAGUCCUCCACCUUCUCCUCAGUGCAGGUAAAGAAUCCACAUCCAGCUGUGGCCAUGAGGAUCCUUCACGUGCUCCUGGCUGUCCUCUUCCUGAUGCUCCAAGGGGCUGCAGGACAAGUGUUUCCUAGGCUAGACAAUUCUUGUUUGAUCCAAAACGGACGCUGCUUCCCAGGGAUUUGUCGUCGCCCUUAUUACUGGAUUGGAACGUGCAGCAAUGGAUAUUCUUGCUGCAGAAUGGGGUGGAGUAGCUGAAGAGUCCCUGGAUUCACCUUGGAAAUCCUUCCUGCUUCUACUGGAAUGUUCCUGGGAGUCACCCUGAUCCCAUCGCUCCUGGUGGCACCAGCUCCUGCUCCAAUGAAAAGCUGUCACAAUACUCCCUUGCAGUGAAGCAAACACCACAAACAUGAAGCAGGCAACACUGUGGAAACUAUUUCUUUCCUUUCCUUUAAUAAAAUCAGUUAUGGUGG
Melospiza georgiana is the source of this 482-nucleotide messenger RNA. Its product is annotated as gallinacin-7-like. The transcript is spliced from 4 exons. The record is from RefSeq and is a predicted model, not a curated record. Gene Ontology annotation, molecular function: chemoattractant activity; CCR6 chemokine receptor binding. Bases 70 to 267 code for a protein of 65 amino acids. Gene Ontology annotation, biological process: defense response to bacterium; cell chemotaxis. Gene Ontology annotation, cellular component: extracellular region. Lineage: Eukaryota; Metazoa; Chordata; Aves; Passeriformes; Passerellidae.